Molecule: messenger RNA, 933 nt
Organism: Glycine soja
Lineage: Eukaryota; Viridiplantae; Streptophyta; Magnoliopsida; Fabales; Fabaceae
Exons: 2
Coding region: 107-658 (183 amino acids)
Source: RefSeq, a predicted model, not a curated record
ACAUAUUAUGACAAAUAUAGAGAGUACCUAAUGGGUAGGUGUAAGUAAGUUAGUUUGAGGCUUGAGGGAUAAGAAGGGAUUCUCCUGUUGUGGCGUGGGAGAGAGAAUGGGAGAGGAGCAGAGGAGCAUAGCAAGGCUACCCUUGUUCUCCAUACAGUCUCCAGAGACAGAGAGAUCAGGAAUGGCCACUCCUCCACUUGAGACCUUAGCAUCAGUCCCAUUUCGGUGGGAACAAGUGCCCGGAAAACCAAGGCCAUCCACUGCCCUCGUGCCUUUCUCCAACCCCCCUGACUUGUUGCCCAAGUGCUUAGAACUUCCUCCCAGGUUGCUCAUACCUUCUCCCGCCACUGUCUUUAAGGUUUCCACCAACAAUUGCUAUGGUUCGGAUACAAAGCUGCUUGGUGCCAUGGUUCUCACCAAAGCCAAUGACUAUUGCUGGUUUGGUUCUUGGAGGAAAAAAGCCUUCAAACUCAAUAAAAGAGAGGUCACUGGUGCCAGCCAUGUCUUUCCUUCUUCCUCUUUAGACACCGACGUCCCAAACAUGAAACGUUCUGCCAAUUCUCGCCUCUGGACAAGUAUUUGUGAAGGUUUGAAGCAGGUAGUUCCAUGGAAGAGUAAAAAACUGAAGAAGAAAAAUGGGAGUGGACUUAGGUUCUAAUUUUAUUUUCAUGGACAGCAUCGUCUGGACAAAAAUCAAUUAUCCACUGAAUCUGUACCAUAUUUUUUUACUUAAUUAGAUGACAAUGAUAUCCUAAUUAUAGAAGGGGUGUCAGACAGAAAGCCUGUUUCUUUUGUUAUACUGCUAAGUGCAAAACUUUGGGUUAACUAGUUCAUUCAUGCUUGUAACCUGGAUGGUGAAAGUUGUACAGCUUAUUUAAUUCAUGCUCGCUAGAAUAUUUGCUCUUAAUUGAAGUGAAGUUGGUAUCUAUCUCA